This is a messenger RNA of Betta splendens (Siamese fighting fish), 1819 nucleotides long. RefSeq names its product SSU72 homolog, RNA polymerase II CTD phosphatase (gene ssu72). The transcript has 5 exons. Gene Ontology annotation, molecular function: RNA polymerase II CTD heptapeptide repeat phosphatase activity. Bases 195 to 779 code for a protein of 194 amino acids. Gene Ontology annotation, cellular component: nucleus; mRNA cleavage and polyadenylation specificity factor complex. NCBI's taxonomy places the organism in Eukaryota, Metazoa, Chordata, Actinopteri, Anabantiformes, Osphronemidae. Gene Ontology annotation, biological process: termination of RNA polymerase II transcription. The record is from RefSeq and is a predicted model, not a curated record.
CUCUCCGCCAUUUUGACUUCCUGCUUGAGGAGAAGACGACCACCAGCACAGCAUAGCAUUCGCCAGCGAAACUCUUUUGUUAUUUAGCGUAACGUCGGGGUCUCGUGCCGUUCGUUCCUGUCACGGGGAUCAGAAUAGCUGCCUGUCUCACUCUGUGACAGCGUGUAUCGCUUAGUUUCAGCCGGGGAGUCGCAAUGCCGAGCCACCCGCUGCGUGUAGCGGUUGUGUGCUCGAGCAACCAGAACCGCAGUAUGGAAGCGCACAAUAUCCUCAGCAAACGUGGAUUUGACGUGCGCUCUUUCGGGACAGGGUCUCACGUCAAGCUGCCCGGUCCGGCUCCGGAUAAGCCAAAUGUUUAUGACUUCAAAACAACAUAUGAACAGAUGUACAACGACUUGGUCCGCAAGGACAAGGAACUAUACACACAGAACGGCAUCUUGCACAUGCUGGACCGCAACAAGCGGAUCAAAUCGAAGCCAGAGCGCUUUCAAAACUGCAAGGACAAUUUCGACUUGGUCAUCACCUGUGAGGAGCGAGUCUAUGAUCAAGUGCUGGAGGAUUUAAACUCGAGAGAGCAGGAGACGCUGCAGCCUGUGCAUGUCAUCAAUGUAGACAUUCAAGACAACCACGAGGAAGCCACGCUGGGUGCCUUCCUCAUCUGUGAGCUGUGUCAAUGUAUCCAGCACACUGACGACAUGGAGAAUGAAAUCGAUGAGCUCCUACAAGAGUUUGAGGACAAAAGCAACAGGCCUUUUCUCCACACUGUCUGUUUUUACUGAUGCACAACAGAGAUUUGCAAUAAACACAUACCCAGAUCAAGCAAUCAAACAAUAGUAUACAGACACAACACACAUGCUACACUCCUCAGUCAUCAGCUACACAGUACGUGCUCAUUGUGCCUACACAGCCUGACACAUACAGUCUUGGGCCAAGACCUGACUAAUGGCUGCUGUUGGACGUGUGGGUGAUGAUGCAGAGGACAGACUUGCUGCUCUUGCUCUGCCUUUAUUACUUUGGAUCAAGGUCAGGCCAAGGUUCCUCCUCCAUCCCAUCCCAGUCCAGUAAAAAUCACCCGACCAUGUCUCCUCAGGGAGAGCCAUAACACCACCCCCUGCGUUCAGACUGCUUUACAAGUCCCUCAGAGCUCAAUUAAUUACAGCAUAUUUGUGCUGUGUUUUUUUUUUUUUGUUUUUCUUUUAAGACGAUGAAUUGUACUUAAUUUGAGGAUAUGAGAUUUUUAUUCCUGACCCGGGACCGUGUACAUGUGCAUCUUAGGGUCAGAUGAUGAGGAGAAUUAUUAAUUUGAGUGCGUGUUUCUGUGCGACCAUGUGUUCUAGGUUAGUUAGGAUUAAGUUAAAUGGGGCGGGUUAAUAAUGCAUAACCAAACUCAGGCCUCUCUGAGGCUUUUCCUCCAAUGUGUUUCCAAUAUAUAGUGUUGAUUCAUAUUUAAACUUGGAUAUGCUGUCUUUCAGGGCAUAGUAUUUUGUUUUUCUUUUGUAAAUGUUAAAGAAUUGAAGCGUCGUAAUUAUUUGCAAACUGCGAGCUUAGCUCAGAGUGCCUGAUUUUUCUGUAUGUACAUAUGAAUCCACUAUAAAAAAAAAAGAGAAACCUCUAAAAAAAACAUGUCAUGUCUUUUUAUUUACUGGUUUGUAGUGGUUUCAUUUACUUGAAUGACCCUGCUCAUGUUUUAAUUAGAUGUUAAACUAUGCAGGGCAAUGCAUUGAAUUGAACCUUGUGCUUUAUUUUGACAGUAACCCUUUUUUUUUAUCCACUAUGUCGCUCACUCAGAGAAACUGCUAAUAAAGCUGGAUGACUCUUA